This is a messenger RNA of Schistocerca gregaria, 2484 nucleotides long. RefSeq lists its product as uncharacterized. The transcript is spliced from 6 exons. The coding region runs from base 909 to 1640 and encodes 243 amino acids. The record is from RefSeq and is a predicted model, not a curated record. NCBI's taxonomy places the organism in Eukaryota, Metazoa, Arthropoda, Insecta, Orthoptera, Acrididae.
UCACACCACAGGUUGAUCGCCUACCGGCUCGGACGUGGCAGCCACAGUACAGCAGCUACCGCCGCAACGCAGCAACGCCGAACACCGCCCGGCCACUGGCCCGUGGACACGUGCCGUCGCUGCAGCAACAGGUGCCGUUACCCUCCGGCCACUCCCUCCGGUGUCUGCAGAUCGGCGCAGGAUCCUCGCGGACACCACUCGCGCUGCAGAAGCGCCGCACGGGACUGUUACCGGCGACGCACCGCAGACGUGCCGCGUGACCUUUGGCGUGCACAGCCAGCUUGCGACACAUCCGCGCUCGCCCGCUCUACGGAACGCCCACCUAUGCAGGCCGAACCGUGACCGGGGACAGCCAGUCAGUGUGAGUAGUCGCGCUGUCCCGGCCCCACACCUGGCCGGCUCUGCACUCCCUCGGGUCCUACGCUCAGCUUCCUCAGGACCGCUUUCUGCUCUGCGUACACUUGCUAGGACGCCCUCUACUGUGUCCUCUUUGGUUACAGUGUCACACAUCUUUCUCUGAACAGAUUAAAGCAAAUGUGACUUACCAACUCGUUAGAAGGAAAUAUUUUGUGUUUGAAGUGUUCAUUACUGUUUUGCCUGAAUACUAUUAAAAUGGCGGAAGACUAUCUCACAUUAACCUAUUCGCGCGAUUAACAGUUCGUACGUUUUCGUUGACCCAAGUGUCGCAUUGUACGUUAAUGAGCUGAUUAACUAACCCUUACAGUGAUAAAGCACAUUUUAGUGGUCACAGUUAUUCGUCGAUAUCUACCCUGGUUGAGAUAUCUGAUUCCGAGUAAUAUACACACACAGAAGACCGCGAAUUGUGUUUGUGCGUGUGCAUUUCUCGAGUGAUGAACGAGGACCGCCGUUGAUCGGCUUUCUUCGCCCGGACGCGCCACAACUGCACCAUGCUCAACUGCUCGGAGGUGGAGUGCAUUCUGCACCACGACCACUACUACCACCAGCUGCACCAGCUGCAGCACCACCUGCAGGAUGGCCGCGAGCACCACGAACACGCUAUGUCUGGAGAACCCGAGGAUACGAAAGAGCAAACCCAAAGGAAUGACACAGAUAUAGGCCUCCAAGAUGUGCACCUCUCUGAUCCGAACGAGACUGUGUACAUGAUAUGUGGUGUGCUAAUUGCCAUGGUCCUGGUGGCACUCAUCAUCGUGCUGCUAGCUCUGACCAUCAGCAAACUGCGGAAGAGAGAUGACAACCAGAGCCCGCCGCCGCGGCAUCCCGUGGGCGUCGCAGCAGCAGCAGCGACGACGACGACGACGACAACGACGACGCAGAUAACAGCUGUGAAUCACCUCAACUGCCAAUCUGUCGCUACGGUGUCUGCCCAGGUGACAACUACCAUCCUGCCGCCACCCGAGGCCUGCCCUGGGAGCACAGCAACGACUACAGUCUACCCUCCGCAGUUUCUGUGGCAAUUUCCACCACCCUACUCGCUGUACAGCAACAACCAGGACCCGCUCGUACACACCCUCCCUGCUGGUCAACCCGGAAUCUGCAGAGGAUUUAGGAAAAACCUGAGAGGCAGAUGGAGACGCCUUGUGAAGAGGAAACCUGCCAAUGAAGUGUACACAAUACCUGCAGAACUUCGGGACCAGUUGAAACAAAUCUAUGUAUAUUAAUACUAUUAGAUAUAAAAUGGACUGCAAAUUGCAGGUUUCUGGCGCUUAGCUGUGUCUGCAUCUCAGUGUGAACGAAGCUUUUUUUUAGUCAUGUUCAAAUACUGUGCAAAUGUCAAACCAAAAAGACAGUUGAGUCUGUUGUACUACAUACCAAUAUGGCCUUUCAAACCAUGAUAUUAUGAAACUGUAAAUAUGUGAUAUGUUUGUAAAGUAUUAUUCUGCCCACUUUCCUGAACUGUGAACUGCAAUAUUCAGUUGGUGUGGCAGGAAAUCAUUGACUGUCAGCUCAUAUUGAGCUUGUUUAUCCUGAUUACAAUGGACUGCAGAAGGUGUUUACUUGUAAAUCAAGAUUGUCGCAUUUAUUGUCUGAAGUAUUUCAUAGCUGUUUAAUUCCAAAAUAUUUUCUAUUAAAUGCCUUGUUGCAUUUUAGAAAUUAAUGGCAAUGUCAGUUGUGAUUUCUCUCAGGGACAAUUGUACCUUUCUAAACUUUGUUGAAAGUGCUGCAAAUCCCUGAUAAGGAGAAUAGGAAUCCAUUCUUCCCAUGCCAACUGACCACUAAGUUAUUAUAGUCAAUAAACUGUAAAUAUUAAGGCUAAGUUAAAAUUUAAUUUAAAAUAGACAUGGUGACAGUGUCUGCCAAAAUGUGACCUAAAACUGUUUUGUGAUAAAGAAUGGCAAAUGUUAUCAAAUAGAUGGAACUUUUUCAGUAUUCUAUGGCAGUAUAUACACCAGUUUUAAAAUUUAGAUCUGUCCUACAUUGAACAUCAUUUGAAAUUUAUGAUCUGAGUCAUUCAUGUUAACCAUUCCAUCCAUCAAUGAGAAUAAAUAAAAUGUUAAUAUUGCA